Lymnaea stagnalis (great pond snail) is the source of this 323-nucleotide messenger RNA. The record is from the annotation of a GenBank genome assembly. Lineage: Eukaryota; Metazoa; Mollusca; Gastropoda; Lymnaeidae.
AACGGAUCAGCCAAAGCGAGGCUUCUCGCGAGGAUGAAGAAAAUCGGCCGAACGAAUAUUCUUUUACGGGAAUCGACACAUCCUGCUCAAUCUCUUGCACUUAAACGGGCAGGUCUCGUGUCCCAAAUAUCACACCCGGAAAAGGAAAUACUAACAGAGGAUAUGACCUCUGUAACCACAAAUAGGGGCAAUCCAAGACUUUCCAAAAGAGAGCCUUCUGUGGCCAGCAAUUCCGUAGGCAGCGGUAGUAUCGAAAAUGUUCGAUCGGAGAAUGGCGAAGAAGAAUCUGACCUGGACCACGAUCCCAACUCGUUGAAUUUCAG